Molecule: messenger RNA, 1135 nt
Organism: Amphimedon queenslandica
Lineage: Eukaryota; Metazoa; Porifera; Demospongiae; Haplosclerida; Niphatidae
Product: E3 ubiquitin-protein ligase rififylin-like
Exons: 4
Coding region: 116-982 (288 amino acids)
Biological process (GO): protein K48-linked ubiquitination; negative regulation of extrinsic apoptotic signaling pathway via death domain receptors; proteasome-mediated ubiquitin-dependent protein catabolic process
Cellular component (GO): plasma membrane; cytoplasm
Molecular function (GO): ubiquitin protein ligase activity
Source: RefSeq, a predicted model, not a curated record
GUAGGUGUGGUCAUCUGAAGUGAAAAGUUACCCAGAUUAGAGAAGAGACUCGGUUGGUCUUUCCUUUGGCAUAGGAACCCGUCACAGUCUGGCAGCGAACUCUCUGUUACUCAAAAUGAGCGGCUGCUGCUCUUCUUGGCAAUGCGAGUCUUGUGGGCGCGAGCUCUUGCAUUGGAAUAAGAAGAACUGCUCUGCCUGUGAAGGAGUGUUUUGUUUGAGGUGUAUCCAGGGGGUGGAUCCUAAACAAUGCGCCAAGUGCACGAUAUUCAACUCUUCCUUCAUACAGCGACAGCAACUAGAAAACCUCUCAGUAAAUGACUUAAAAUUUUAUUUCGAAGAUAAUCAGCUACCGAUACCAAGUGUAAGGAGUAAAGAACUUCUCAUCGAGGAACUAUUGAUUAAUCAAGCAAAGGUGCUUUCGCAAAGGGCACUAGAAUCACAGGAAAUCCUUCAAGAUCCUUCUGUACUUGGAGAACUUUAUUUUCUACCCAGCAGAAGAGCAAACCCUUCCGCUAGUUCUAGUCUUCCUCACGUCAGCAGUGAAGUAGGAAACCCAAACAAAACAGUCCAAGAACCAAGUCCAAAGGAAGCAAAACCAAGUUUUGUUCCUGGUCUAGUAACAAAUAUCACCGACCUCACAUCUCCCGACCAGAUUGACUUGCUCCCCGUUAAGAUCCUCAAAAUAAUCCUACAAAGAAACUGCAUAAACUAUAAAGGCUGUGUAGAGAAAGAGGAGCUUAAAGAUAGAGUCAAAAGGCUCUGGAAAGCAAGAGAGAAAGCAAAAGCUCUUGAAGACAAAAUUGCUGGAGAUUUAGAUGCAGAAAAUGAGUUUUUGUGCAAGAUAUGUAUGGAUGAACCUGUUGACUGUGUACUACUUGAGUGUGGGCACAUGCUAAGUUGUGUCAAGUGUGGUAGAAAACUAUCAGAAUGUCCUGUUUGUCGUCAGUUUGUGUCUCGGGUUGUGCAUGCUUUCAAAGUAUAAGUGAUUAUUAUAUGGAAAACAAUGUAAUAAUUGAUGUGUUCUUUAAUUAUAUAUUAAUCAAUAUAAAUUCAUUAAAUUUAUGUUUUAAAGCUGACAAUGUAUAUUGACCAUUAGAUUACUUAUUAUAUAAUAAAGACAUAAUGAUUAUUAUUA